Messenger RNA from Synchiropus splendidus (mandarinfish), 7886 nucleotides. It is a transcript of the gene sptan1, whose product is annotated as spectrin alpha, non-erythrocytic 1. Gene Ontology annotation, molecular function: actin filament binding; calcium ion binding. Lineage: Eukaryota; Metazoa; Chordata; Actinopteri; Syngnathiformes; Callionymidae. Gene Ontology annotation, cellular component: cortical actin cytoskeleton; plasma membrane; cell projection. Gene Ontology annotation, biological process: actin cytoskeleton organization. The transcript has 56 exons. The record is from RefSeq and is a predicted model, not a curated record. Bases 157 to 7596 code for a protein of 2479 amino acids.
UUGGUCGAUGAGUCCUUGUUUUCUUCACACGCCAUCAGACUUUUUAGGAGUGCAUUACAUCCAGGGUGUAGUGCAGUAUGACUCUGCUGCCUGUGUAGGUUUUCAACGAGCAAGAGGAUAAACAAGAUCAUCCGGACAGAAAUCUCAGCUGAAAAAAUGGACACUGCAGGGGCCAAAGUGCUGGAGACAGCUGAAGACAUCCAGGAGCGGCGCCAGCAGGUGCUGGACCGCUAUCGGCGCUUCAAGGACCUGUCUAUUAUGCGCCGGCAGAAAUUGGAAGACUCUUACCGCUUCCAGUUUUUCCGCCGUGAUGCAGAUGAGUUAGAAAAGUGGAUCCAGGAGAAGCUGCAGAUUGCCUCAGAUGAGAACUACAAGGACCCCUCCAAUCUGCAGGGUAAGCUGCAAAAACAUCAGGCCUUUGAAGCUGAGGUUCAGGCCAAUGCUGGGGCCAUAAUCAAACUGGACUCGACAGGAAACCUCAUGAUCACCGAGGGUCACUUUUCCUCAGAGACUAUUCGGUCUCGUCUGGAGGAGCUGCAUCGCCUUUGGGACCUCCUGUUACUGAGGACCAAAGAGAAGGGCAUGCGCCUUCUGCAGGCCCAGAAACUUGUCCAGUAUCUGCGCGAGUGUGAAGAUGCCCUCGACUGGAUUAGUGACAAGGAGACUAUGGCAACAUCUGAGGAGGUGGGACAGGACUUGGAGCAUGUGGAACUGCUUCAGAAGAAGUUUGAGGAGUUCCAGACCGAUUUAGCAGCCCAUGAAGAACGAGUGAAUGAAGUAAACCAACUGGCGGAAAAACUAAUUCAGGAAGCCCAUCCUGAGGCUGAAUUAAUUGUCAAAAAGCAAGAUGAAGUCAAUGCUGCAUGGCAGCGUCUGAAGGGCCUGGCUCAGCAGAGGCAGGGAAGGCUCUUUGGAGCUGCUGAGGUGCAACGCUUCAACAGAGAUGUUGAUGAGACUAUCAGUUGGAUCAAAGAGAAGGAGACGCUGAUGGCUUCUGACGAUUUUGGUCGUGACCUGGCCAGUGUGCAGGCUCUGUUGCGUAAGCAUGAGGGCUUGGAGAGGGACCUGGCUGCUCUGGAAGAUAAGGUUAACACGCUGGGCGGCGAUGCAGAGCGUCUUCAGCAGACACACCCUCAGAAUGCCUCACAAAUCCACCUGAAAAAAGACGAACUGAUCACCAACUGGGAGCAAAUUCGUACUUUGGCUGCUGAGCGUCAUGCCCGACUGAAUGACUCAUACAGGCUGCAGCGCUUCACGGCAGAUUUCAGGGAUCUGACCAGCUGGGUGACCGAGAUGAAAGCUCUGAUCAACGCCGAUGAACUGGCUAAUGAUGUUGCUGGAGCUGAGGCUCUUCUUGACCGCCACCAAGAACAUAAGGGCGAGAUUGAUGCACAUGAGGACAGCUUUCGAUCCACUGCUGAAGCCGGACAGGCUUUACUCGAUACUGGACAUUAUGCAUCCGAUGAAGUCAAAGAGAAGCUUGGAAUCCUUGCUCAUGAGAAGGAGUCGCUGCUCGAGUUGUGGGAGGUUCGCAGGCAGCAGUAUGAGCAGUGCAUGGACUUGCAGCUUUUCUACAGGGACACUGAGCAAGUUGAUAACUGGAUGAGCAAACAGGAGGCGUUCCUCCUCAACGAAGACCUUGGUGACUCUUUGGACAGUGUUGAGGCCCUACUGAAGAAACAUGAGGAUUUUGAGAAGUCACUCAGUGCCCAGGAAGAGAAGAUCACUGCUCUGGAUGAGUUUGCUACCAAGCUUAUCCAGAACAAUCACUAUGCUAAAGAGGAUGUGGCUACAAGAAGAGAUGCGUUGCUCAGUCGCCGCAAUGCCCUGCAUGACCGAGCUCAGUCUCGUCGUGCCGCCUUGGAGGACUCUUUCCAUUUGCAGCAGUUCUUCAGGGACUCGGAUGAGCUCAAGAGCUGGAUCAAUGAGAAGAUGAAAACUGCUACUGAUGAAGCAUACAAGGAUCCCUCAAACUUGCAAGGCAAGGUGCAGAAACACCAGGCUUUCGAGGCAGAGCUGUCUGCCAAUCAGAGCCGCAUCGAUGCACUCCAGAAGUCUGGCCAGGAGCUUCUCGAUCGGAAGCAUUAUGCUGCCACUGAAGUGGCUGGCCGUAUGGAGGAGGUGAGCUCUCAAUGGAAGAAACUACUAGAAGCCACUGAAUUGAAAGGCAUCAAACUCAGAGAGGCCAACCAGCAACAGCAGUUCAACAGGAAUGUUGAGGAUAUUGAGUUAUGGCUGUAUGAAGUUGAAGGACAUUUGGCUUCAGACGACUUUGGAAAAGACCUCACCAGUGUCCAAAACCUACAAAAGAAACAUGCCCUUCUGGAGGCAGAUGUGGCUGCUCAUCAGGAUCGAAUUGAUGGAAUCACAAUCCAGGCCCGCCAAUUCCAAGAGGCUGGACACUUUGAUGCUGAUAACAUCCGCAAGAAACAAGAGGCUUUGGUUGUCCGCUAUGAAGCUCUUCGGGAGCCCAUGGCUGCUCGCAAGCAGAAGCUGUCUGACUCUCUUCGCCUCCAGCAGCUGUUCAGAGAUAUUGAGGAUGAAGAAACUUGGAUUCGUGAGAAGGAGCCUAUUGCCUCUUCCACUAACAGAGGCAAAGACCUGAUUGGUGUUCAGAAUCUCCUGAAGAAGCAUCAGGCUCUGCAGGCUGAGAUCACUGGCCAUGAGCCUCGCAUCAAAGCUGUCACCCAAAAAGGAGAGGCCAUGGUUGAUGAAGGUCAUUUUGCUGGGGAGGAUGUGAAAGUCAAGCUGGGUGAACUGCAUGGACGCUGGGACACAUUGAAAGCAAAAGCUUCUCAGCGGAGACAGGACCUGGAGGACUCUCUUCAGGCUCAGCAGUACUUUGCUGAUGCUAAUGAAGCCGAAUCCUGGAUGAGGGAGAAAGAGCCCAUUGUUGGGAGUCCAGACUACGGCAAAGAUGAGGACUCUGCUGAGGCCCUUCUUAAGAAACAUGAAGCCCUGAUGUCUGACCUGAGUGCUUACGGCAGUAGCAUCAAUUCUCUGAAGGAACAGGCUCAGUCCUGCAGGCAACAAGUGGCCCCAACCGAUGAUGAGACUGGAAAAGAACUAGUCCUUGCCCUGUACGACUAUCAGGAGAAAAGCCCCAGAGAGGUUACCAUGAAAAAGGGCGACAUCUUGACUCUGCUGAACAGUACCAACAAGGACUGGUGGAAGGUGGAGGUGAAUGACCGCCAAGGCUUUGUUCCUGCUGCAUAUGUGAAGAAGCUAGACCCAACCCAGUCGUCCUCCAGGGAGAACCUUCUGGAUGAACAUGGAAGCAUCGCUUUGCGCCAGGACCAGAUUGAGAAUCAGCUGGUCACCAAAGAAUCCUGCAGCGUGUCUGUACGCAUGAAACAGGUGGAAGAGCUGUAUGGCACUCUGAUUGAACUGGGGGAGAAACGUAAGGACAUGCUGGAGAAGAGUUGCAAAAAGUUCAUGUUGUUCCGAGAAGCCAAUGAGCUUCAGCAGUGGAUUAAUGAGAAGGAGAGUGCUCUGACUAAUGAGGAGGUUGGCUCUGACCUGGAGCAGGUGGAGGUCUUGCAGAAGAAAUUCGAUGACUUCCAGAAGGACCUGAAGGCCAAUGAGUCACGUCUACGGGACAUAAACAAAGUGGCUUCUGAGCUCGAGUCUGAAGGUUUAAUGGCUGAGGAGGCCCCCAUGGUUCAGGCUCAGCAACAAGAGCUGCUAGGAUCUGCACUUGGAAAGGAUGAAGCCGAUUCCAAGACUGCUUCUCCAUGGAAGAAUGUACGGUUGGCUGUUCAAACCACGGCUAACUUUAAUACCAUCAAGGAGUUAAACAACCGCUGGAGAUCCCUGCAGCAGCUGGCCGAGGACAGAAGCAACAUGCUGGGCAGUGCACACGAGGUGCAACGCUUCCACAGAGAUGCUGAUGAAACUAAAGAGUGGAUUGAGGAGAAAAACCAGGCCCUCAACACUGACAACUAUGGCCAUGACUUGGCCAGUGUUCAGGCACUGCAGCGUAAGCACGAAGGAUUUGAGAGGGACCUGGCCGCCCUCGGUGACAAGGUGAAAUCUUUGGGAGAGACGGCCGAACGUUUGAUUCAGUCUCACCCUGAGGCAGUGGAUGAUAUUCAGGAAAAGUGUACUGAGCUCAACACUGCCUGGAGCAGCCUUGUUGGACGUGCUGACCAGCGCAAAGACAAGCUUGGAAAUUCUCAUGACCUGCAACGCUUCCUCUCUGACUUCAGAGAUUUGAUGUCUUGGAUCAAUGGAAUUCGUGGACUGGUGUCGUCAGAGGAGCUGGCGAAGGACGUAACUGGAGCAGAAGCUCUUCUUGAAAGACACCAAGAGCACCGCACUGAGAUUGAUGCUCGUGCUGGAACCUUCCAGGCCUUUGAACAGUUUGGUCAGCAGCUUCUGGCUCGAGGCCACUAUGCAAGCCCAGAGAUUCAACAAAAGCUUGAAGCUUUGGACCGUGAGAGAGCCGAUCUGGAGAAGGCCUGGGUUCAGCGGCGCAUGAUGCUCGACCAGUGCCUUGAGCUCCAGCUCUUCAACAGGGACUGUGAGCAGGCUGAAAACUGGAUGGCAGCACGCGAAGCCUUCCUGGCCAGUGAUGAUAAGGGAGACUCCCUGGACAGCGUGGAGGCUCUCAUCAAGAAACAUGAAGACUUUGACAAGGCCAUUAAUGUGCAGGAAGAGAAGAUUGCCGCUCUGCAGUCCUUUGCUGACCAGCUGAUUGGUGCUGACCAUUAUGCCAAGCCUGAAAUCUUAAACCGUCGCAAUGAAGUGCUUGACAGGUGGCGCCGUCUGAAAGCGCAGAUGAUUGAAAAGCGCUCUAAGCUUGGAGAGUCGCAAACUCUUCAGCAGUUCAGCCGUGAUGUGGAUGAGAUUGAGGCCUGGAUCAGUGAGAAGCUGCAGACUGCAACUGAUGAGUCUUACAAAGACCCGACCAACAUCCAGCUGUCCAAGCUGCUGAGUAAACAUCAGAAGCAUCAAGCAUUUGAGGCUGAGCUGCACGCUAAUGCUGACCGAAUCCGGGGAGUUAUCGAUACUGGUAAUGCUCUCAUCCAGAGAGGCGCUUGCGCUGGCAGUGAAGAUGCUGUGAAGGUGCGCCUUAAUGCUCUGGAUGAGCAGUGGCAGUUCCUCGUCAACAAAUCCGCAGAGAAGAGCCAGAAGCUUAAAGAGGCCAACAAGCAGCAGAACUUCAACACCGGCAUCAAAGACUUUGACUUCUGGCUCUCUGAGGUGGAAGCUCUUCUGGCCUCUGAAGAUUAUGGUAAAGACCUGGCAUCAGUAAACAACCUGCUGAAGAAGCACCAGCUGCUGGAGGCGGAUAUUUCAGCCCAUGAGGAUCGCCUGAAGGAUCUCAAUGGUCAGGCAGACAGCCUGAUGGCCAGCAACGCCUUCGACACCUCUCAGGUGAAGGACAAGCGCGAUGCAGUGAACGGCCGGUUCACCAAGAUCAAGAGCAUGGCAGCAGGCCGUCGUGCCAAGCUUAAUGAGUCGCACAGGCUGCACCAGUUCUUCAGGGACCUGGACGAUGAAGAGUCCUGGAUCAAGGAAAAGAAGCUGCUUGUGAGUUCGGAGGACUAUGGACGUGAUUUGACGGGAGUGCAGAAUCUGAGGAAGAAACACAAGAGGUUGGAGGCAGAGCUGGGAGCACACGAGCCGGCCAUUCAGUCGGUGCUGGACACUGGGAAGAAGCUGUCUGAUGACAACACCAUUGGCCAGGAGGAGAUCCAGCAGAGGCUCGCACAGUUUGUUGACCACUGGAAGGAGUUGAAAGACUUGUCUGGAGCGAGGGGGCAGAGGCUGGAGGAGUCGCUGGAGUACCAGCAGUUUGUGGCUAACGUUGAAGAAGAAGAAGCUUGGAUUAAUGAGAAGUUGAAUCUGGUGGGGAGUGAAGAUUACGGUGACACUCUGGCAGCCGUGCAGGGUUUGUUGAAGAAACAUGAAGCAUUUGAGACCGACUUCACCGUGCAUCGGGACAGAGUCAGCGAUGUGUGCGCCAAUGGAGAGGAGCUCAUCAAGAAGAACAACCAUCAUGUAGACAACAUCAGUGCGAAGAUAACAGCUCUGAGGGGAAAAGUGUCGGAACUGGAGAAAGCAGCUGCUCAGAGGAAAGCCAAGCUGGACGAAAAUUCUGCCUUCUUGCAGUUCAACUGGAAGGCCGACGUGGUCGAGUCCUGGAUCGGAGAGAAGGAGAACAGCCUGAAGACAGAUGACUAUGGCAGAGAUCUGUCUUCAGUCCAGACUCUGCUCACCAAGCAGGAGACUUUCGAUGCUGGCCUUCAGGCUUUCCAACAAGAGGGAAUCACCAACAUCACUGCCCUGAAAGACCAACUUCUGUCUGCCAAACACGUCCAGUCUAAAGCCAUCGAAGCUCGUCAUGCUGCUCUGAUGAAGCGCUGGAACCAGCUGCUGUCCAACUCUGCAGCUCGCAAGAAGAAGCUCUUGGAGGCUCAGGAGCACUUCAGAAAGGUUGAGGAUUUGUUCCUCACAUUUGCCAAGAAGGCGUCAGCCUUCAACAGCUGGUUCGAGAAUGCAGAAGAAGACCUGACAGAUCCCGUACGCUGCAACUCCCUGGAGGAAAUCCGGGCACUGCGUGAGGCCCACGAGGCCUUCCGAUCCUCCCUGAGCUCAGCGCAGGCAGACUUCAACCAGCUGGCCGAGCUGGACCAACAGAUCAAGAGCUACCAGGUGGUGUCCAACCCCUACACCUGGUUCACCAUGGAGGCCCUGGAGGAGACCUGGAGGAACCUUCAGAAGAUCAUCAAGGAGCGAGAGCUGGAGCUGCAGAAGGAGCAGAGGAGGCAGGAGGAGAACGACAAGUUACGUCAGGAGUUUGCACAGCACGCCAACGCUUUCCACCAGUGGUUGCAGGAGACCAGGACGUACCUGCUGGACGGAUCGUGUAUGGUGGAGGAAUCCGGCACUCUAGAGUCACAGUUGGAGGCUACGAAGCGUAAGCACCAAGAGAUCCGGGCAAUGCGCAGCCAGCUGAAGAAGAUCGAGGAUUUGGGGGCAGCCAUGGAAGAAGCACUGAUCCUGGACAACAAGUACACAGAGCACAGCACGGUGGGUCUGGCUCAGCAGUGGGACCAACUGGACCAGCUAGGCAUGAGGAUGCAACACAACUUGGAGCAACAGAUCCAGGCCAGAAACACGACUGGAGUCACAGAGGAGGCGCUGAAGGAGUUCAGCAUGAUGUUCAAGCAUUUCGACAAGGAGAAGUCGGGUCGUCUGAAUCACCAGGAGUUCAAGUCCUGUCUGCGGUCGCUGGGUUACGACCUGCCCAUGGUGGAAGAAGGAGAACCGGAUCCUGAAUUCGAAGCCAUACUGGACACAGUGGAUCCAAACAGAGAUGGCAACGUGUCGCUCCAAGAGUACAUGGCCUUCAUGAUCAGCCGCGAGACGGAGAACGUCAAGUCCAGCGAGGAGAUUGAGAGCGCCUUCAGAGCUCUGAGCACUGAGAACAAACCUUAUGUGACUAAAGAAGAGCUCUACCAGAACCUGACCAAGGAGCAGGCCGACUACUGCCUCUCACACAUGAAGCCCUACCUGGACAGCAAGGGCAGGGAGCUGCCCACAGCACUGGACUUCGUGGAAUUCACACGCUCGCUGUUUGUCAACUGAUCCGUCACCCACCAGUGACCAAUCGGAACGCGUUUGUCCCCACACUCGCGCACAUGGCUGAAAAUGCAUGACGGGCGCACACACUCACUCUGAAUACUCACUUUUAACAAAUCUAUUUAUCUUCUCAACCUGAAACUCUUCGUGCUGAUAGCCUAGUGGAUCUGUCUGCAUCUGAAUGUGAUUGUUUUAGCCGUUUAGCUCGUUCUUUUAUCCACCUGAUUGUAACAAUAACGUGGAACAACAUGUAUCUGCAGUGUGAUCUAAUAAACGCUACUGAUUAGAACUGGAAA